Molecule: messenger RNA, 2971 nt
Organism: Triticum dicoccoides
Lineage: Eukaryota; Viridiplantae; Streptophyta; Magnoliopsida; Poales; Poaceae
Exons: 11
Coding region: 1155-1793 (212 amino acids)
Source: RefSeq, a predicted model, not a curated record
UUCGCUUUUUCGUUCGGUGGGUUCAGGUAGGCAAUUCAAUGCAUGCUCUAGUGACUUCCCGUGCACACGGCGGAGCUCCAUUUGGGACUUGAGGCAGAGUGAGGGAGCACCGGCGGCGAGGCGACAUUGAGUUCCUAAUGCAGCCCAUACGUGGAUCCACUUUCCUGGAGGAGGCAGGAGAGAGUAUGGUGCCGCCCGCUUUGGCUUCAGCGACGGAGGGGGCUGACAUGGUGGUGGAGCACCUGGUGCUGGAGCAAGCAGUGGUAGAGUUAGAACAUGCAGUGGCCAGCGCGGACGCACAAAUCUUGUCAGCCAAGGAGGCGGCGGCGGCGCCGAGGGGAGAGAGCUCUCCGCCAACAUCGGAACUGUCGAUUGGGAAGAUGAAUCCUUGGGCACCUGGAUGGAACAAAAGGCUUAGGAUUGGGGCUGCUGCACCAAGCAGAACACCUUGCCCAAAACCGUGUCAGUGCAUUUGACAGUCUAGCUGGUGAAAUGAAGGACCUGGAUUACGGAGGCCAGCAGCAGUGCCAGCAGCUGGAGUGGUGAGGUGAAAUGCUGGUGAUAGGGUCGAUGCUAUGCUGGGGCAUAUCAGAGUAAGGACAGGUGCCACUGCGUGUGACAGGUAAUGCAGAUCAAAUGGAGGGGUUCCUACAAGAAAUCACAUCGAUGCAUGUAUCUGCUGAAGGUGGGGGAACAACUAUAGAAGAUUCAGAGCAUGAAGGGAUAGGUGGGCAGGGUGGCGCUGUAGUCAAUGACGCAGCUAUCAAGAAGGAGGAUGAUGGUGUGGGUACGGAUGAAGUUAAGACAGAACGCUCAAGUGUGGUGGACAUUGACAAAGAGCGUGUGACGCAGCUGCAGACAGAGCUAUAUGAAGAAUAUGUGACGGAGGAAGCAUCUCGUCAAGCGAAACGGUAGAUAUCAGUCAUUGCACCAUCAAUGAUUGUGGACAUCAUGGACAGUGAUAGCAACGAUGAUGGCGCAUUUGAAGAGUGGUGAGAUCCUGAACACGACCAGCUAGUGGAGAUUGACAGGAGGAUCAGGGAAAAAAAGCAAUAGAUGCCGAGGUUGCAAAGAAGUGCCAUGAGGACGCAGAAAGACAGGAAAAGGAGCUGGUGGAGAGGCAUGCAGAGGUUGCAAGAACGUGUCAUGAAGAGAUGGAACCGGAGGUAAGGGAGAAAGUGGAGACGGAUAAUGAGGUUGCUCGUAUGCACCAAAACCUGUACUACCAAAAUGCCACAGAUGAGAAGAUCAAGAGGGCGUCUGCUCUAUUUGUUGUCGGACAACUAGUACCUAAUAUUGCUCGGGAAUCAAGUGCAGAGGGAGGCCAAACGCCAGACAUAGGUGUUCACACAAGCUUGGAUGUUGGUCAGCAUGCUCAGCUCACAGGAUCGAACUUUAUGGACAGUGCCAGCCCCAGAGGGCAAGACAAUGUGAAGCGGACCAAGCAACGGAGAAGCAAGAGGAGGUCUAAGAGAGCAAGGAGUAAGAAUCGUAGGAAAGUUCGAUUCUCAAACAUGGUUCAGACAAUCUGUCCAACCGAGAGCUCGAAAACUAAUGAUACAAGCAGUUAUGAUGGAAAUGUUGCUAGCGCCGAGGACAAUGGGGGACCAAUCCGUACAAGAGUAAACAAUAGCUUAGAGAAUGGCAUAUCGAAGCACGGAACAGAGUGCCAGGGGCUGUGGGGCAGGUUGGUGCGACUGUUUCAAACGUGCCAGUUGUUUCAACUCUCAGGAAUGAUUGCACCGCUACUGGUCCCACCGAGCCUAGAGAUGCAUGCAAACAAGGGCGGAUGAGAUUCCUGAAACUAAUGGCACCGUAACAAUAGAUACAUAUUCAUGGGUACAACAGGGGUGGGUGCGGUGAUAAAUUAAACGGGUAUGGUUCAAUGCAGUCCGUUUAGUGGCUAACGUCUGAGCCAUAGUCCAAGACGCGGGAGCCCCAUCUGAGCCGCUGCUGUGGGGAUGACGGCCAUUGCAUUAAAAGCGGUGGAUGGGUGGGCCAUGGUGUGGGAAAAAGCUGCGCAUACAAGUCUGAAUACAGACUAAAAUACAUGGGGCGAUGCGAAUCUUAGCAGUAGCUAACGGCUAUGAUAUCGAGUCCAUCUGAGCUCGAGCUCAGACUUUCGGUUUAUACUUUCCUUGAAUAGUUGUAUGCUGGAAGUUUGUUCACCAUUACAGCUGCGAUGGGCAAAGAAGACUCGCCAUGUUUCAUAAGGGAUGGUCUGAAAAGACUCUCAACCCUGCCAAUGCACAUAGAUGCGUGGAAGAAAUCAGCCACCCAAGUACCUACAAUGAUGUCUCUAAUCCGGGCCAAGGCUUAUGUGCUAGAAAUGGAUCCAUCUGAGAUGGCUGGCGGGUUUCAAUACGUAUGGUACUCGAUUCACGGCAAAGGACUAUGCCCGCUGCAUGAAAGAAACUCGUGUCUUGGUGAGUCAAUUGGUUCAAGGCCUCGAUCUGAAGAAAUAUCGGGCGGCUUACAAUGAAGAGAACAUGGGAGUUGACCCGCCCACUUUUGACCCUAUCAACUUGACUCCUGCUGGUCGUAAGCACAUAGUUGCUCCUGAUGUUGACCCAUCAAUUAUCAUGCAAGUUGAUGUUAUCUUCCAAGAAUUAACGACCUACAAUUGGGAUCUUGACAACCUUCAGAACCAAGACGAGCUAGCGCAGGAUGAUACGGAAAACAUCAACUACGGCAGAUGAUCAAGGCGUCAACCCAGAGCAGGUUAACCCGGAUGGUACACGAGCCGUCUUGCAGGAGUAAUGACUCCUAAGAAAACUUUGAUGAUUUAUGUAAGCCCUGCUGUGGCUUUUGUAACAGGAUAGUACAAACUUUGUUGUCUUUGGUGCCUUCGUGUACUUUUGAAACUUUGGAAGUAUAGCUGCUUAUGGCUGGUGUGGUGCUUCCCUUGACCCUCCUAGCAUGUUAGGAAAUACCAACUUCUUUGAAGUACGGCAAGGCAUUGUUGUAUGAA